Messenger RNA from Cuculus canorus (common cuckoo), 2297 nucleotides. RefSeq names its product jumonji domain containing 7 (gene JMJD7). NCBI's taxonomy places the organism in Eukaryota, Metazoa, Chordata, Aves, Cuculiformes, Cuculidae. The transcript has 8 exons. Bases 221 to 1138 code for a protein of 305 amino acids. The record is from RefSeq and is a predicted model, not a curated record. Gene Ontology annotation, molecular function: 2-oxoglutarate-dependent dioxygenase activity.
UAAGAUCUCUACCUGCCCAUGACAGGGGUUGGAACUGGGUGAUCCUUAUGGUCCCUUCCUGCCCAGGGAAGGCAUCCCUGUCUGUGGCAGGGGUUUGGAACUGGGUGACCUGUAAGGUCCCUUUCCACCUGCGUCAGAGGGGUUGGAACUGGGAGACCGUUAAGAUCCCUUCCAACUAAACCUUUCUGUCAUUUGGUUCUGUAAAGGCCUUGGCAAAAAGAUGAAGAAACUGGAGAAAAUUGCCCUUUCAGAACUGGGGUUGACGGAGUUUGUGCCCUAUCUCGAUAGGCCUCCAUCCCCGCUGGAGUUUUACCGAGAAUGGGUGAGUCCAAAUAAACCUUGUAUUAUCCGGAACGCCAUCAGCCACUGGCCAGCUCUGGAGAAAUGGACCUUGGCGUAUCUCAGGGAGGUAGUCGGUGCCAAGGUAGUGAGCGUGGCAGUAACACCAAAUGGUUAUGCUGAUGCAGUGUUUCAGGACCGUUUUGUCAUGCCAGAGGAGCGCCAAAUGCCUUUCAUGGAUUUUUUGGACAUUGUGGAGAAGAAAGUGAUCUCUCCCAAUGUAUUCUAUGUGCAGAAGCAGUGUUCAAACCUCACCAAGGAGUUCCCUGAGCUUGUCUGUGAUGUGCAGCCUGACAUACCAUGGAUGAGUGAGGCACUUGGGAAGAAGCCCGAUGCUGUGAAUUUCUGGCUUGGGGAAUCAGCUGCUGUGACAUCUUUACAUAAAGAUCAUUAUGAGAACUUGUACUGUGUGAUAUCUGGAGAGAAACAUUUUCUACUGCAUCCACCGAGUGACCGUCCCUUCAUCCCAUAUGAGCUCUAUCAGCCAGCAACCUACCAUGUAUCAGAAGAUGGCUCAUUUGAAGUUGUGGAUGAGAAGAGUCCAAAUAAGGUGCCCUGGAUCCCCUUGGACCCAUUGAAUCCGAAUCUGGAACAGUAUCCAGACUAUGCUCAGGCAAAACCUCUGCAGUGUACAGUGAAAGCUGGUGAGAUGUUAUACCUGCCUUCUCUCUGGUUCCAUCAUGUUCAGCAAUCACAUGGCUGCAUAGCAGUGAAUUAUUGGUAUGACAUGGAAUAUGACCUUAAGUACAGCUACUAUCAACUACUAGAUUCUCUAACAAAAGCCGUGGAACUGUUAUAGCAGAGGUGGGAGACUCGAGCUUCUGAUCUCUCUGGUGUGAUACUCAUCAGCAUCUCUGCCUGGAGUACAAACAUGAUUCAAGUGAAAAGAACUGAAUGUUAAAUUCUCCUGAAAAACAUCUGUCAAACAGAUCAUGCCUAUUUUGCUUGAUAUCAGAGUCCAGAUCAAUUGGCCAUUUUUUUUUGGCUUACAAGUAGAAGGUUAUAACAGUAUUUUUAGGUCUGUAACAUGUUGCCUUGGUGAUGGUGAGCAAAAUAAAUUUGGAAGGGAGACAACCCAGGUUUUAGAAAUCCUGAAACAGAAGCCAAGAUUGUUAGUUCAUACCUACAGGUUGUUUUCCCAAGCAGACAAGAAAGUCUGUUCUGCCACCCAUCAGGCUACAUCAGUCCAGCACAUGCAUUUGGCUUAGGGCGAAAGUCCUGUCCAGUUGUAUUUCAGUGACUGUGGUGUUUUGAUGGUGAGAAAUUACAGCUUAUGUAAUAAAAGGUCGGUUUAAAAGAUUAUACCUGUACUAAUUUCUUCCUUUUUUUUUUAAUUUAAAUUAUAUGAUGGAUGGUGGACAUCUAGGACGAUAUAAAGAAGUCAAUGCUGACUAUUUUCUAUGUUAAGCUACAUGUUUUUAUUGCUGAUUUUUAUUUCCUUGCCAUGGUUGUAUUGAAUUAUAGCUGCACUUUCAUACAUCCUGAAUGGUGAUUUUAGAGUUGCUUUGCCAGAUCUGCAAUCAAUUUGUACAUCACCCGUGGUCUCCCGGCAUGAUGUGUGAUGCUGCAGCUUGUUGACUUGUUGAUUGUUUCAUUCCUUCGCAGUUAAUUGCUGCCUAACACAUGGUCAGGUGCGUUAUGUGAAACAGGAGCUGAUUUCUGCAGUCUCAAUUCCCAUUUGUAUUUCCGCAGAAUGUGAUAUGGCUACUUCUGAGACCUGCCAAGGAGGAGUAGAAGGCUAUUAAAUACACAGACAUUCCAAAAAUGUAAUAUUGUUGCUUAUGGAAACAAAAUGCUGGUUUUUAUCAUGAAAUCUUCAAUAAGUUCCUUAGAAACACUAGAAAUAUAGGGGAAAAUCUAUUUUCCAUGUAUUAAUUAGGAAAAUGCAGGUGCCCUUUAGAUGAGGUGAAUUGUUGUGAUGAAAUAAGAUAAUCCUUCUUGUACUUUGUCUGUUUCUU